Molecule: messenger RNA, 4383 nt
Organism: Plasmodium gallinaceum
Lineage: Eukaryota; Apicomplexa; Aconoidasida; Haemosporida; Plasmodiidae
Product: conserved Plasmodium protein, unknown function
Exons: 1
Coding region: 1-4383 (1460 amino acids)
Biological process (GO): peptidyl-arginine methylation
Cellular component (GO): nucleus
Molecular function (GO): protein-arginine N-methyltransferase activity
Source: RefSeq, a predicted model, not a curated record
AUGUUAAAAGAAUCGUAUAAUAUAUCAAUGGAAAAAGAAAACGAUGAUGUAGAUGAAAAAAAAGGAUUGAAUGAAAAAUUGUUUCAAGAAAAAGAUAGAGAAUUUGUAAAUAAUAUAGAUACAGUUGACAGUAAAAAUAUAAAUAAAGUUAACAUUAGAGGUGCUAAUGAUAAUAGUAUGGAUAAAAUAAUAAAUAAUAUAAAUAUAGAAAAAGAUAAAAUAUUUAAAACUAAGAAAAAGAAAAAUACAUUGAAUUUAAGUGAGAAUAAUAAGAUAAAAUUAGAAAAUAAAAAAGAAAUUCUUAUAAGUAAUGAGGAAAAAGAAAAUGGUAAUCUAACAGAAAGUAAAAUCUUGAAAGAAGGUAAAGAUAAUAAUGAUAAAAUUAUAGUUAAAAGAGAUAAUAGAGCAAAUAAGGAAAAAUAUUUAUCAGAUCAAAAUUUAGAUAAAGAUAUUUUAAAUAAAGGUGAUAUUUCACAUAAGAUAGGAAAAGAAAAAAAAGAGAAAAAUGAUACUACAAAUUAUGAUGAAUUAAAAAAAUGUGACAUAACAAAUAAAGAAAGUAACACAAGAAAAGAAAAGAAUAACCUUAACAGUUUUAAGAAAGAGAAGGAAAAGUUACUCAUGAAAGAAGUAAUAAAUAGUAAAAAAGGGAAAAAUAUUUUAGAAAUUAGUAAUAAACAAAAUGUAAUGAUAAAACAUAUUGAACAUAAGAAAAAUAGUGAUUCAUUAAAUACCGAUGAAAUAGAUAAUAACUUUGAAUUAAAUAAUGAUUAUACAAAAUUAAAAAACGUAGAUGAAAUUUUGGAAAAUAAUUUAUUAAAUAAAUAUGAAACUGAUGAUACCAUAUUGUUUAACAAAGUCGGAAUAUCAAAAGAUAAUAAUAGUAAUGAAAAAGCAGAAGUGAAAGAUGUGGAAUGUAAUACAAAAAUAGAACUUAAUAAAAAUAUCCACAAUGAAAUAAAUUUAAAAGAAAAAAUAUUAGAAAAAAAGGAAUUAAGAAACACAAAUAAUAAAAAAAUGUAUGAUGAAAAAUGUGAAGAAAGAAAUUAUAGAAUAAAUGAUAAAAUAUUAGAUGAAAAAAAGGAUUAUACUGAAAGAAUUUCUUGUAAUGAAGAAAAACAGUAUAAAAAAGAAAGUAGUAAUAAAAAUGAAUCUUCUUUAGAUAACAAGAAUAAAAAUAAGCGUGACACAUUACAUCCUGAAAAAAUCAAUAGAAAGAAAAAAAUAAAUAAUUUUAGUGAGGAAAAUAUACAUGUAAAAAAAAAAAAAAUAAAUAAUUUUUUAGAUGAAGAUGUUAUUAAAGAAAAAAAAGAUAGUAGUAGCAUAAAUGAAGAGAUUAUUCAUGAGAAAAAAAAGUGUGAUGGUACUAAUUUUGAAGAUGAAGAUAAAAUAAAAGAUAAAAAAUAUAACAAUAGUGACACUGAUGAAAUGAUUAGUAAAGAAUGUAUUAAUAAAACAAAACAAAAAAAUGAUAACGGAUAUGAAUGUCAAACAGCAUAUAAGAAAAAAUAUGAAGAAAUGACAAGAAAGAAUGAUUUAUAUAAAAACGAGGAAAGUAAAUUGAAUGAAUUUUCCGAAGAUAAUAAAAUAAAUCAAGUAUCCAAUAAAAAUAAAGGUGAAAAUACAAAAAAGAAAUAUACAAGACUUCUAAAAAGCUUGCAAACAAAUUUAACAAAAAAAAUUAUAAACAAAGAAUGUGAAAAAAGAAUUAAAUCAUGGGGUGAUAAUAUAACUUUACAAGAAAAAAUAAAUUAUUUUAUAAAUAACAAAAUUGCUACAAAAACAGAAUAUAAGUAUGGGAAAAAACCAAAUACUUUGUCCAUAUGUAACCAAUUUAGCUUAUAUAAUCACUUAACGAUGUUAAAUGAUUUUAAUAGAUUGCAUUAUUAUAGAGCAGCAAUGAGAUGGACAGGGCAUAAAGAUUCUUGCAAUACCAAUAAUAAUUUUAUUAAUAAUGAAAAUAAUUUAAUUACUACAGAUUAUAUAAAUAAUAUGAGUAACACAUUAAACUUGAGUAACACAAUUAAUGGUGAAAAUACAAACAGCAUAUGUAAUACAGAAAGUAUAUAUAGUAUGAGUAAUACAAUAAACGUAAAUAACAAUGAAGGCUAUAAUUUAAAUAAGUCCAGUGAAUUUAACAAAAUAGAUAAACCAAAUAUAUUUUUUGAAAACAAUAAAGGUUGUUAUGUGUAUAAUAAAAAUAUAAUAGAAAUAGGAACUGGUCCAUUGUCUUUAUUGUCUAUUAAUGCCAUUUUAAAUGGGGCUAAACAUGUAGAUGCUUUAGAAGUUAAUAAAGAUGCUUCUGAUAUGGCAAAAAAAUUAAUAGAGGGAUAUAAUUUAGAAGAUUAUAUUAAGAUUAUAAACUGUUAUUCCAAAGUUUAUGAAUAUAAAGAAGAAGAGCAGCAAAGAAGAUUAAAAAAAAAAAAUUCAUUAUAUAAUUUUUUUGAUAAUUCCUCGAAUGAAAAUUUUUGUAAUAAUUUUAAUUAUGAUUUAAUAAUAAGUGAAGUAAUAGGUGAUUUUGCUUCACAAGAAGGGGUAGCUGAUAUAUAUUUAGAUCUACAUAAAAAAAUAUUUUCCUAUAGAAAAUAUCAAGAAUAUUUAUAUAAUUGGAAUGUUAAUAAAGAUAGUAUAGAAUAUGCUAUGAAAACAAAAAGUAAAGAAGAAAAUAAAAAUGAUAUGAGUGAAAAAAAAAAAUUAAAAAAUGAAGAUAUUAUAAAGAAAGAAAAAAAAUUAUCAUAUAGUGAAUUUUCUGCAAAUGAAGAUUUAUAUAAUUCUGAAGAAUUUUACAAUAUGAAUAUUAAAAGUAUUCCAUAUAGUGUUACUACAUAUUAUUGCCCUGUUAAAUUCCCCUAUUCUGAUAAUAUUAUAUAUAAAAGUGAAAACUACCCAGAAAGAACAAUUAUAAGUCCUCAAAAUAAACUGUUACAAUCAGUUAUAUUAGAUUGGUCAAAUUUAACAUUAAAUGAAAAAGAAAACAAUGAAGAUAAUGAUUUUGGUGUUUUAGAAUAUCUAUAUUUAGAGCAGAAUUUAAAAAAUCAAGUAUUACAAAAAAGAAGUAAUAUAUUCCAUAUUCAAAAAAAUGCUCCAUUUUGUGGUUUUUUAAUAACAAUUGAUGUAGAAAUUAGAAAGGGGGAACAUUUUGGUACAAAAUAUGGAACUUGUGAUAGCUGGUAUACUAAUAUUGUUUUAUUAAAAGAUGAAAUAAAGGUUGAAAAAGAUGAUUUAAUCAUUAAUAAAACAUAUACAAACUUAUUAAAUUAUAAUGAAAAUAUUAUUGAUAGAAAAACUGUUUUAGUUUCGCGACCAUCUUACACUUUUUAUGGUUAUAUUUUACGAUUAAUUAAAGAAAAAUACGAAGAUUCUCCUUUUGAUACUGAUGAUAUGAAUUCAGGCCUUGAUAAAAAAUGCAGCGAAUCAAAUUAUUCAUCUAAUGAAAAUAAUUAUGUUUAUUUAGAUGACGAAACAAUAUUAUUAUUGGAUCAAAAAGAUUUUCAUACCAAAUUUUUGAUAUCAGAUGUAAAUAAAGGUGACAAUGAAGACUCUCAUACAAACGAAGAAUUUAAAACAAAUGACGCGAAUAAUAAAUUAGAUAAUUCUAUUAAGAUAAAGAAACAUGAUUACUCUAAAAAGAAAUCAAAUACGUUUGAAGAUCAAAUUAAAUCCAAAGAUAAUGAUAGUUGUUCUCAGAAUAUUUCCCAUUUGGAAGAUAUUAACGCUGAUAAAAAUAUGUGUGAUAAUAAAUCUAAUAGUAACAAUAUAUUAUAUUCUAACUCAAUAAAUAAUAAAGAGAAUUCAAAUAAUAUCUUAGAAGACAAUAUUGAAAAAAAAUAUCUAGGAAAUAUGGCAUUAAAUAAAAAUGACAUGAAUUGCGAAAAUUCGAAUAGCAAAUUGAGUGAUAAAUUAUACAAUGAAUCUAAGGAAAAUAAAUAUUACAGUGAUGUUGAUAAUUCUUUAAAAGAAAAUAAUACAAAUGUAAAUACAAAAGAAAGCGAAUCAAAUUCAAUAGAAUCAAUAAGUAAAAAUGUUGAAAAAAAUGAGAAUAUAACAAAAAAAAUUUCAAAGAAUAAUACAAAUAAAAAAAAAAAGAAAGAUACACAAAAAACUGGACAUAAGAGUAAGAAAGCUUCAGAUAAAAGUAAAGAGGAAUAUGAGAAAGAUAUUUCAGAUAUUAUUAACAAUUAUAAUUUAUAUUCAAAAUUCUACUAUGACAACUUAAAAAAUAAAAUUAUAGUUUAUAAAAAUCUUAAGUAUAAAAUACUAUCUUUUUAUGAGCCUGUAGUUAUUGAUUAUGAUGAACAGGCAACUGUAAUCUAUAAAAAGGAUGAUAUAUAUAAUAGCAGAGAAAAUAACGUAAAUAAAUUUGUGAAUAAUGUUUAUCAAUAA